AUGUAUGAUUCUCCUCGUUCGCAUCUGGGAAGCGAAGUAGGGAAGAAAGGAAAAUAUUCGCAUAUGGUCCUUACAGUUUCAAUGUUUUGGCAGCUAAUACCCAUAUUCGACUUGGGAACUCUCAACAACAAAUCUCCAUCUAUUCUCCGCUCAUCAGGGAGAUAUUCAAAAAACAUUGAUUGCAGAUCCAUAGUAAUAACUAACAUUAUCUCAACUCAAAGAGGAUGGAUGGAUGGAUGCAAAGCUAGACAACCAUUCAGAGAAUCAAGUAAAUCAUGUGAUAAGGUUCAAAUACUGAAGAACCUCGUAAAAUCCAUUUGCAGAAAAAGUAAGCCUAUAUGUUCGGUACAAGUUAGUCGUUUGAAUCUGCUUCAUCUUGAACAAGAACUUGAACAAACUAAGGCACAGGUUGCUUUAUUGAGUGGUUUAUUCAAUGCUAAUCAUCUUGGGAUCAUUGGAGCUGCAAACUCAGGAAGCGGGUCAAAGUUUACAAAAUUACAUGAAGUCUGGGGAAAAUGUUCAGCUAGGCUUCUCUUUUACCGUGCCAAGUGGUGGGAAGGUGUUCCCUCCGGCACCAGUAUGUGUGCUCUAAGAUCGAUGGUAUAA
Molecule: messenger RNA, 606 nt
Organism: Lactuca saligna
Lineage: Eukaryota; Viridiplantae; Streptophyta; Magnoliopsida; Asterales; Asteraceae
Source: the annotation of a GenBank genome assembly